AUGGUCCGCCCCAGCGCCCUCCUCCGCAACGCCCCCAAGCCCAUGUCCGCCGACCACACAAAGUACCACGUCGCCUCCACCGGUUUCUGGAAAAAGUUCCGAGACAACGUUGCCGUCAACCCCGAGAUCUCUACAGGUCUGCCCAUCCCCACUCUGAACCGUUUCCCCCAGCCCGCUUCUCGACCUGAGAAGUAUGCCACCCCUGCUACCAGCGCUAGCGACCCCGCCUUCAACCCUUACUGGAAACGAGACACUCGCCGCUCCUACCCCCAAACUUCCGUCAUUACCCAGACCCACCUCUCCAGCCUUCUUCUCUCUUCCCCGACUCUGUCAUCCCUUCCUUCGCCCGAGACAGCUGUCGAGACCAAGCAAGAGUCUUCUGCCAUCGCCCCGGGCUCGGAGCCCUCAGAUGCUCAGCAGGUUGUGGCCGCUUCAGAAGUCCCCGACCUUUCGACAGUGUUGGAGAAGAUCCCUGCGGGGAAGGCCUUCUUGGGAGGUGGUUUGACGACUGGGCAGGGGUCGGGAAGCUUGCCACCACUUCCUCCUGCGUCCAACCUUCAUUCGGGUGUCAAGUGGACGCCAAAGGCAGGCGCCGAGGUGCCCCACGGCAAGUACGAUUACUUCCCCAUGUACACCGUCUGCUAG
Molecule: messenger RNA, 645 nt
Organism: Cryptococcus amylolentus CBS 6039
Lineage: Eukaryota; Fungi; Basidiomycota; Tremellomycetes; Tremellales; Cryptococcaceae
Exons: 5
Coding region: 1-645 (214 amino acids)
Source: RefSeq, a predicted model, not a curated record